AUGAUGAACACCGAAGAAGGGAACAGGGUGACCGAGCAUAGACGAUGCGACGGGAACCGAUCGACAGUCGAACUAGUGACCGAGUUGUGCAACGACCGUGGCUGGGCGGCUAGACGAUACGUCCUGGUAGCAACCGGGUCAACGAAGGUCCUUGACUCAUCGGAAGUUGCGCGACACGCGAAAACCAACCCUUGGGCACGACACGGCACAGCGACCAAGGAGCAUCGGAACUGCUAA
Soboliphyme baturini is the source of this 237-nucleotide messenger RNA. The record is from the annotation of a GenBank genome assembly. Lineage: Eukaryota; Metazoa; Nematoda; Enoplea; Dioctophymatida; Soboliphymatidae.